GCUUCUUUGAACCCUUUCAUGGCGAGAUAACAACUUGUCGUCUUCCUUUUGUCACAGCCAAAAAAAAAAAAGUAAAAUGGUACUAAAGUUGCUACUUGUUAUAUUUUUAGUUCCCCUACUUGUAGACUCUUUAGAACCAGCUUUUAAUGACGACGUUUUGGGAUUGAUUGUCUUCAAAGCUGGCCUUAUAGACUCAGAAGCAAAGCUCACAUCUUGGAACGAAGACGACGACUCUCCUUGCAACUGGGUUGGCAUAAUAUGCGAUCCUCGGAGCAAUAGGGUCACUGAACUUGUCCUUGACAACUUUUCUCUUUCCGGCCAUAUUGGCCGAAGCCUUGUCCGGUUACAGUUCCUUCGAAUACUAUCACUGUCCAAGAACAACUUCACUGGAACUAUUAAUCCCAUCCUCGCCCAAAUUGGGACUUUGCGGGUUGUUGAUUUGAGUGAAAAUAAUCUAUCUGGGCCGAUUCCUGAUGAGCUUUUCCGACAAUGUGGGUCGUUACGGGCAAUUUCAGUUGCCAAGAACAACCUCACUGGUCUAAUUCCAGAUUCCUUGAGCUCAUGCUCAACACUUGAGCGUGUCAACUUUUCUUCGAAUCAUCUUUCAGGUACUCUGCCCUCUGGGAUAUGGUCUUUGAGCGCUUUGCGAUCACUUGACUUGUCAGAUAAUUUGUUGAAGGGUGAGAUUCCACGAGGAAUUGAAAUUCUGUAUGAUUUAAGAGCAAUUAAUUUCCGGAAGAACAGGUUCGUCGGACAGCUGCCUGAGGACAUUGGAGGUUGUUUGCUAUUGAGAAAACUAGAUUUUAGUGAGAAUUUUCUUUCCGGGGUCCUUCCAAUGUCAAUGCAGAAGCUUAGUUUGUGUACUUAUAUCAGUUUAAGAAGAAAUUCAUUCACAGGUGAAUUUCCAGAUUGGAUGGGAGACAUGAGAAGCAUUGAACUUUUAGAUCUUUCGGCAAAUAAUUUUUCUGGUCAAAUUCCCAACUCAUUAGGAGACCUUCAAUUCUUGAAGGAAUUAAAUUUGUCAACAAACCGGUUCCUGGGAAGCUUGCCAGAGUCGUUGACAAAUUGCCUUAAUCUUUUGGCUGUAGAUGUUAGCCGGAAUUUGCUGACUGGUAAUCUUCCUGCCUGGACUUUUCAGUUGGGGCUGAAGAGUGUUUAUCUUUCAGGGAACAGAUUUAAUGGAAGCAUUGAAUACACUCUUCUGAAAUCAAUGGCAGCCUCUCUACAAAGCCUUCAGGUCAUGGAUAUAUCUUCUAAUGCAUUAUCUGGUGGUGUUCCCUUUGCAAUUGGGAAUUUCACUGGCUUGCAGGUCUUGAAUUUAUCCAGGAAUUCUCUGAGUGGUUCUAUUCCACUAAGUGUUGGUGAACUAAAAGCUACACAAGUCCUUGAUUUGAGCCAUAAUCGGCUAAAUGGAAGCAUUCCCUCUGAUAUUGGAGGAGCGGUUUCCUUGCAGGAGCUAAGGCUGGAGAGGAACAGCCUGACCGGAGAGAUUCCAUCUGAUAUUGAACAUUGCUCCUCUCUAACCUCUCUGGACCUGUCUCAGAACAACCUUACUGGUCCCAUCCCUGCAGCAAUUGCAAACCUAACCAACCUCCAGAUUGUGGACUUGUCUUUCAACCACCUCUCUGGAAGCUUGCCCAAGGAGCUGACAAAUCUUUCCCACCUUUUAAGCUUUAAUAUCUCCAACAACCACGUCCAAGGUGAACUUCCAGUUGGUGGCUUUUUCAACACGAUCCCUCCCUCAUCUGUUGCAGGAAAUCCAUCCCUAUGUGGAUCUGUUCUCAAUCAGUCCUGCCCUGCUGUCCAUCCGAAGCCCAUUGUCCUUAACCCAAAUUCUUCAUCUGACUCCAAUCGUGGAACAUUUGCUCCAAAUCUCCGUCACCAGAAAAUUAUACUCAGUAUUUCUGCUCUCAUUGCCAUUGGGGCAGCUGUUUUCAUUGCCCUUGGUGUAGUAACCAUCACUAUCCUCAAUCUGCAUGUCCGCUCUUCUAUGUCACGCUCUGCUGCUGCCCUCACAUUAUCAGUUGAGGAUGAUUUCAGCCAUUCCCACACUAGUGAAACAAACUAUGGCAAGCUUGUCAUGUUCUCUAGUGAUGCUGGCUUUGCUACUGGUGCUCAAGCACUACUCAACAAGGAUUGUGAACUUGGGCGUGGUGGCUUUGGAGCAGUUUACCAAACUGUUCUUCGAGAUGGGCGUCCUGUUGCCAUCAAAAAGCUAAACGCUUCAAGCUUGAUCAAAUCCCAAGAAGAUUUCGAGAGGGAAGUUAAAAAACUUGGAAAGAUCAGGCAUCAUAAUCUGGCGGCACUUGAAGGGUAUUACUGGACUCCAUCCUUGCAGCUCCUCAUUAAUGAAUAUGUUUGCAGUGGGAGUUUGUAUAAAUAUCUCCACGAGGGACAGUCCGAAAACUGCCUCUCUUGGAUACAAAGAUUCAACAUAAUUCUUGGUAUAGCAAAAGGUUUGGCUCAUUUGCACAAACUGAAUGUAAUUCACUACAAUAUGAAGUCAACUAAUGUGUUGAUAGACAAUUCUGGUGAGGCCAAGGUAGGAGACUUUGGCCUGGCGAGGCUACUGCCUAUGUUAGACCGUUACAUCUUAAGCAGCAAGAUUCAGAGUGCCCUUGGCUACAUGGCUCCUGAAUUUGCAUGUCAAACGGUGAAGAUAACCGAGAAAUGUGAUGUAUAUGGAUUUGGAGUCUUGACUCUUGAGGUGGUAACAGGGAAGCGACCUGUGGAAUACAUGGAGGAUGAUGUGGUGGUGCUGUGUGACAUGGUGAGACGAGCAUUGGAGGACAGCAGGGUGGAGGAAUGCAUUGACAGGAAGCUCCAGGGUAAUUUUCCGGUAGAAGAGGCCAUUCCAGUAGUAAAGCUUGGUUUGAUAUGUGCAUCUCAAGUGCCAUCAAACCGGCCAGACAUGGAAGAGGUGAUCAGAAUUCUAGAGCUGAUUCAAAGUCCUUCGGAAGGCCAAGAGGAGUUGGAAUGAAUUUGACUACGAGAGAUUGGAGAAAGCAAUACAGAAUGGGUUUUCCGGCGAAGAGGAAUCUGGUUGGUUUGUUCAAAUAGAAAAAAGAAAAUAUAUAUCUGAAAGUUUUCUUUCUUUUCAACCUUUUGUUUGUUGUUGCUCUAUAUUUCUGUUAUAUCAUUUUUCUUUUUCAAAUGUGUAUUAGAGUAAGAUUACUAGAUUCCUUUUCACCGGGUCCAAACUAUGCUGCCAUUCGACUGUUCUGAAGUUUAUACAAGAAGCUGGUCCAACACUUUUGGCAUCUAAAACAUAACGUGCAUUGCAGCUAGUUACUAGUACAACAUGUACUGUCCUCUUGUAAAGUUGGAAGUGUGAUUAACACGCUGUUUGACCAGAGGCUUCCGUUUCAUUACUUGUUGCUUGA
Ilex paraguariensis (yerba mate) is the source of this 3383-nucleotide messenger RNA. The record is from the annotation of a GenBank genome assembly. NCBI's taxonomy places the organism in Eukaryota, Viridiplantae, Streptophyta, Magnoliopsida, Aquifoliales, Aquifoliaceae.